Messenger RNA from Acanthosepion pharaonis, 1863 nucleotides. The record is from the annotation of a GenBank genome assembly. NCBI's taxonomy places the organism in Eukaryota, Metazoa, Mollusca, Cephalopoda, Sepiida, Sepiidae.
AUGUCUUUUGUUGAGUUGAACAAUUUUGACGUCCUUCAGUAUUUUAAGAUGAAAAGAGUCAAGAAUGAACAAAUCCAAAUGCAAAUGAAUAAUUACUUGAAACGGCGGCAAUACCCGGAAAAUGUCAUUCCUGGAAAGAAGACAUCUCAGUUUAUCCAAGGAGCUGCUGAGUUAGUGUCUCACAAUACUGUCCAGCAUUUGUCCACUCUGAACAAUGUCCUUGCCUAUAGCAGCAUUACAGGUGAUAUUGCUGCUUGUGAACAGCAGUUCAGUCGAUUGAAACAGUUUGUUUGUGAAGCAGUGGAGCCAUAUCGAAGUGAAUUGCAACUCUUCCUUUAUCCAGUUUUUGUUCAUGUCUUUGUAGAAAUGUUGUGGAAUGGACACAAAACACCAGCACACAAAUUUCACAGUCGAUAUGCGUCAUUCUUUCGAGAUGAUCCUGAUCACCAUGAAAUCUUGGAUGCGUUAGUAAAACUUAACAGUCGAGAAGAUGUUCUCGCUUGCAAAACAGUUGCAGAGUUCAGGGAUAAUAAAUAUACACUUUCUUUCACCCAAGAUACUUUUGAUUAUUUGGUGCGAUUUUUGAAGGCUGAUGACAAUAUGAUAAUGUUGCAAAUAUUUAAUAAACACUUAAAAGUAGAAGUGAAAUCUGACAGAGUUCCUGUCUUUGAGCCAAAGCCCCCGAUUCUUCAGGCUUCAGCUGCUGGUCAGUUGACUGACAUCAACUCAGCCAAUGUGUCGUCCAGUGCAACAGCAGAUAAAAAACCAGCCAAUGACCAGGUGACCAAAGAAAUGCUUUUGGAAUGCAUUAAAAGAUUACAAGUCUUACCACCAUGUUUGCCUUCCAUAUGUUUUCUGGCUAUUACCAGUGCACAUCAUGGUCUCUCCUGUGCCUCUGUAUCUGAUGACAGAAAGUAUGUUGUUGGUGGUUUUGAGGAUUCCUCAAUUCGAUUAUGGAGUCUCGGGGGUUCCAUAGUAAGGGGUCCCCACCCCAAGAUUAACCCUGCCAACAUUACCCUUGCUGCUGACUAUCUCUCCCAUGGAGAGAAUGAGUGUGAUAAACAAUUUGACAAUUGGUCAAUGGACCAAGACCAAUCUGUGGUAUUAAGGGGACAUUCAGGAAGUAUAUACAAUUUUUGUUUCCUGCCAGACCCUGAUCCUCUUUAUUUGUUAUCUUGUUCCAAAGACGCUACCAUUCGGUUAUGGGAUUUGAAAACAUGUAGCAACACAGUCCGUUAUGCUGGACAUAACUACCCGGUGUGGGACAUUGAUGUUUGUCGAGUUAGCAGCUUGUUUGUCAGUGGUUCCUAUGAUAGAACAAGCAAACUUUGGUCUACAGAUCGAAUCUUUCCUGUACGUACAUUUGCUGGACACACUUUGGAUGUUAGUCGUGUGAAGUUCCAUCCAAAUGGCAUGUAUGUUGCUACAGGAUCAACAGAUCGUAGUGUACGAUUGUGGAGCAUUAAUGAUGGGAAAUGUGUACGUCUCAUGCAAGGUCAUCGAGGAACAGUCCUGGCUCUGGCUUUCUCACCCAAUGGCCAGUAUCUUGCCUCCUCAGGUGAUGACAGAAAAAUCCGUGUUUGGGAUUUAAAUACAGGAAAUUUGUUCAAAGAAUUCCGUGGUCAUUUUGAUACAGUUUACUCAUUAAGUUUUUGUCGAGAUGGUUCCAUGCUUGCGUCAGGUGGUUUGGAUGCCUCAAUACGAAUAUGGGAUGUUCGCAAAGAAGCAGAAUUUAACCCUGCCAAUGCUGACAGCAUGGCGUCCCCAGAACAGCUGGCCUGCUACCCGACCAAGUCAACUCCAAUUCAUUUCUUAAAUUUCACCAGUCACAAUCUGCUGUUGGGAGCCGGUCCUCUUAUCUGA